GAAAUGUCUAUUUAGAGGCCCUAAUGAACCGUUGAACAAGUUUACGUUUUUAUAAAAAAAAACGAUACAAUUUCUAAAUUAGUAAUUAACUAAUUUAUAUUUAUAGUGAUCACAUAACAUUUAGCAUAAUUUCAAAUUAAAAACUUGAUUAAUUAUUAAAUAGUAUUAGUUUAAUUUUGACAAAUGAAUGCAGAUUACGUUUGGAAAUUAUCCAAAUUUGGUCGUCUUACAUCAACUCGUUUAAGAUCUGAUGAUGAUUUUGCCGAUCGAUUAAAUUAUCAAUUUACUGGACUAUUAUUAUUUGUAUUCAUUGGAAUUAUAGGUAUACGACAGUAUGUUGGUAAACCAAUACAAUGCUGGACACCACAAGAGUUUACUAGAGCAUGGGAGGAGUAUGCAGAAAACUAUUGUUGGGUAGCCAGUACAUAUUUUAUACAUUUAACCAGAUAUCCAACAUCAAAUAUAUUGGUGUCACAGUCUAAUUUCAUGCCAAACGGUUACAUAGAUACAAAUGGACAACGUGUAUUACAGCCUUAUUCAAUAUUUCCAAAAUUUUCAAAACCAAAAGCUGGUGAAUUACCAAGUGAUGGUCGAUUAAUUAGUUAUUAUCAAUGGGCUCCUAUUCUAUUAGCUGUUCAGUCAUUUUUAUUUUAUUUACCAUGCCUUAUUUGGAGACUUUUUGCUGGUCAAUCUGGAUUUCAAGUAAAGAGGAUAAUGCAGUUUGCUUCAGAGGCAGCCCAGGCAGCUCCAACUGAAGGUGAUACUUCAUGUCAGCCACAAACUCAGUCAAGCCAAGUUGAUCAAGUCAACCUAAGCAAAAAACGAACCUCUGUCAUUGCUUUAAACGCUAUGGGGUUUUCAAAUUCUGCUCCAAAUUCUAACUUUUCUGCAACUAAAUCAGUUAAAACCUUGGCUCGUUAUUUAGAUAUGUGUUUCAUGAGACAACGGGAACUACGUCGAGCUGUUACCCUUGGUUCAGAUCAAAAGCUCAAGAGAAAUAGCUAUAACUUUCAAACACAGUCUUCUAAACAUCAGAGUGGAUUUUACCUUCCAGAAACAGAAAGUGGUGUAUUUAGACAUGGUCAAAGAAGUGCGAAUCGCAUUCACAGCAGUGCUUCAAGUAGAAGUAGAUCGGGGUUAGCUUCAGAACUAACGGAAUAUGAACAAAAUUUAAAACUUCAGAGACUGGCAAUGCAUCAAAGGGAAAGUUGCUUUUCAUUUUCUCCUUGUUUUCGCAAACCCUGCAGAAAGCGUAAGUCAACAUCCAGUUAUCAGCAGUACAGCAAUAAAUCGUCUAAGUUAACGCCUCAAACAGGUUUACCAGAUAAUUUGGAAACAGUUGCGAUGCCAAACAGUUACUAUUCUGGUCAUAAAACCUAUGGUGAUUGUCCACAGACUAUUAAUGAGUUGUCAAUCGAAGAACCUUCACAAAAUUCAAGUACUUGCUGUCCAUGUUGGGAAACACGUACACCGAAACAUCCACAAAGAACUCGUACAACUCACAUACCACCGUGUAGAUAUCAAGGGAAUUUUCUUGUUCGCUUGUAUAUGCUAGUGAAGCUAAUUUAUUUAUCCAAUGUAAUUGGACAAAUUUUUCUGCUCGAGUAUUAUACUGGUGUGGAAUAUAAUUUUUAUGGAAUUAGAGUAUUGUAUGAUCUUGCCAGAGGAAGACAAUGGGAAGAAUCUGGUCAUUUCCCUAGAGUGACAUUCUGUGAUUUUGAAGCAAAGAAGCUUGCACAAAGCCAUUACUACACUUUGCAAUGUGUACUCCCAAUCAAUAUGUUCUUGGAGAAGAUAUACAUAUUUUUAUGGCUGUGGUUUUUCUUAGUCGGCAUUGUCACAUUCAGUAGUAUUAUUAUAUGGAUUAGAAGAAUAGGUACAAGAACUGUGAGACUUACUUGGAUUCAACAGCAGUUAAUAACUAUACGUCAAUAUGACAAAUUUGAAAAAGGUUUUGAACAGUUUGUUGAUAAUCAUAUGGGUCCAGAUGGGGUAUUUUUGCUUCGGUUGAUUGCACAAAAUUACGGAGAUUUAGUAGCAGGUGAUACAAUUGGUGAAUUAUGGAUGGCUUAUUGGCAAAGACGAUUAACCAGUUCUUCAGAGCGUAGACUUACUGGAAGUAUCUCAAGAAAACCACCAUCACCAGCUCCUACAUUUAAUAGGUUUGAUCAGCCUCUACCGUCAGAUAUAUACACUAAAAACCCGUCAUUGAAAAACCAACAUAAUGAAACAUAUCAAAUGCAAAUGGCUUUAACAAAGGGACAGAUUGAAAAUAAAACCUCUAAGCAAGGUAAGAAAGAUAAAUCACGACGUAUGGCCACUGCAUCAGGUUUUCCAGCAGCCUUACUUGCCACAGAGAUGGUACAUCCAGUAGACCGUUUCGGUGUACCUUUAAUAGCAGCUACUCGCAAGCCACCAUCUUUGCCUUCUAGGUCAUCAUCAAGGUAUAGUCAAAGAAGUCGAUCAAGAGAACGAUCCGAAUCACCUCCACCAAUACCCCAAAGGUCUCCUGGUUGCGAAAAUUACAGUUUUAGUGAUAGACAAUCGAUAAAAGACUUUGAACAUCAAAGUGAACACUCAUCUGUAAUUUACCCAGUAUCUCCUACUGGACCCGAUGAAGGAGAAUUUGUUGACCAUCAAGCUGAAGCUAUUGUAGAAAAUGAUCAUAUAGUUGAUAUUCAAGGAUCCUUCGAAUAUGAAGAUCCACAAGGAAAUAUUUACGCUGAAAAUAAUGACAAUCAAUACGCUGAAGAUGUUCAGAAUGAUGAUAAUAUUGUAUAAGUUGUAAAUUUUGAAUAUUAUGCAACAAUAUACGUUUUUUCUACUUGACCUCCGUCACCUGAGUCUUUCACGUUAAAAUAAUCUUAAAAUAACUGUACAGUAAUUUGUUUUUCACAGAUGUGUAUCCUAUGAAUGUAAAAUUUAAACUGAUUCCAUUAUUUGUUUUAUAUAAUACUAGCUUAAUACAUAGUGUCUGCUGAACAUUGUAUUGAGGCAAAAAAUUUUUAAUAAUGAUGUUU
Molecule: messenger RNA, 3020 nt
Organism: Schistosoma haematobium
Lineage: Eukaryota; Metazoa; Platyhelminthes; Trematoda; Strigeidida; Schistosomatidae
Product: Innexin inx3
Exons: 4
Coding region: 184-2781 (865 amino acids)
Source: RefSeq, a predicted model, not a curated record